Aspergillus aculeatinus CBS 121060 is the source of this 2382-nucleotide messenger RNA. RefSeq lists its product as uncharacterized. The record is from RefSeq and is a predicted model, not a curated record. NCBI's taxonomy places the organism in Eukaryota, Fungi, Ascomycota, Eurotiomycetes, Eurotiales, Aspergillaceae. Gene Ontology annotation, biological process: DNA-templated transcription; regulation of DNA-templated transcription. Gene Ontology annotation, molecular function: DNA-binding transcription factor activity, RNA polymerase II-specific; DNA binding; zinc ion binding. The coding region runs from base 1 to 2184 and encodes 727 amino acids. The transcript has 4 exons.
AUGGGCCCGAGCCGCAAUUCUCUUUCCACUCAGAACACCCCAGCCGGUCAGGGACUCCAGGAUCUAGGCCAUCCUCUCUCAGGAAUAAGCCGUGUGUCUCGCGCAUGUGAGCGCUGUCGCCUGCGCAAGGUUCGAUGCGAUGGCCAUGAACCAUGCGCGCGUUGUAGAGAACAGGAGUCGAACUGCUCCUAUCGACCUGGCAAGUCACGCAACCGGCCACGCCGCCCCAAAAUCCAAGCUCGUCGUCCUCCAGUACAGUCUCCCACCCGGCAGUCCCCGGCUAUCGACAAUCCCUCCACGACCCCAGUCCCUGAAUCACUGUCACAGGGAGUGACAUCCCCGUCCGGCUACUGGCGGGUAGGCAUUCAAACCGGGAUUGGGGUAUCGAACUCGGAGACCGGGGCAUUUCAAUUCUACGGCCCUUCGUCCCAGUAUGCCUUCCUACAACGAGUAUACGACCGUUUACAUCCGGGGUUCGAGGCGAAUCAAUUCGACUCGGCCGGUUCCGUCCCCACGGGGCUGCGCGCCUGGGGACUGGAGACUUUCAUCUUCUCCUCGCCUCCGCAUCAUGUGCCUCAACCUCGCGUGGAAUCCUUUCUUCCCCGAAAUCUAGGCGAGCUAUUCAUCCGAAGCUACUUCAAGCUCGUCCAUCCGCAAAUGCCAAUCCUGGUCUACGCAGACGUGAUGGCCCAGUGGGCGCAGUCCUGGAAGCCUCCCGCUUCCAAGAACAAUCCCGUCAGAGCCCGAGAGAUCCUGCAUAUGGUUCUCGCGAUCGGAGCGCUGGUUGCACCGCCAUCGGGGUCGGAAGCCUUGGCUUUGAGCAACAGCUGGGCAGAAUACUUUGCUCAGAGUGUCGAUAUACCCCUGUCCGUCAUGACCGAGCCCACCUUGCAGUUAGUCCAUACUCUAUUGCUGAAGGCUCUUUACGCCCAACAGGUGAUGCGGCCCAAUGAAACCUACCUUCACCUUGGCUACGCCGUCCGCGCCGCCCUAGCGCUCGGGAUCAAUCGAGCUCCCGUGGUCAACGGGUACGGCUCGAACAUGCAUCACCUCAAGAUGACCAUCUGGCUGACCUUUGCCUUCGAACGCGUGACGGCGCUGCUGGUGGGCCGCCCCUCGUGCUUACGGGAUGAGCAGAUCGACGCGCCCUACCCGCAGGACCAGCCGCCGCCGCCGGCGGUGGGUGACCUCUCGCCACAGCUCGCCAUCGAUCGGAGCGCCUUCGUGCGGGUUCUCGCGGAUAUCGGCAAACUGGCCGAUGGGAUUUUGACCCGCAUCUACCCGCUGGGCACGCUGUCCGCAGCGGAACAGUACCUGGUGGAGAGCAACAUGCAAGAGCUCGACGCGCGCCUCCUCGCCAUCGCGGAGCAGUUACCCGACUACCUGAACUUCCUGGACGAAGACUCCUCCGUCGGCGACGGGUGGCAGGAGAUCCAACGCCUGCACCUGGGUCUGCUCUACCAUACGCUGCGCAUGCUCAUCCACCGGCCGGUGGUGGUGUUCACCACCUUCUUCGACUCGAACCGCGAGGCCCAGCAGCAUGCGCGCGGGGUCAUCCAGUUGCAGGAGUCGAUCGACAUCUCGAUCAGUUCGGCCCGUAACAUCAUCCGCUUCGCCCAGGAGAGCCUGGGGACGCGGCAGCCCGACGCCCGCUCCGACGGAUCCCUCGCCAGCUAUCUGGUGGCCGCCUGCAUCACACUGCUGUAUCAGGUGCUCGAUCCGGCCACCGCGAUCGCGUAUGCGAAAGAAACCUUCGCGGUGGUCGAGCAGGCGGUGCAAUGCCUGGAUAAUAUGAAUCAUCUGGGCCCCCGGACCGGAAAGAUCCUCAGCACCGAGAUCUUGCGGAUCGCCAAGGGUGUUUUCUGUUCGUCGACCAGAGAGGAUCCGCUCGACCUUUCACUAAUCAAUGAGUUCCCCUGGCUUGAUGUAUCACCCUCGACUGAGAUGGAUCUCACCGGUCCACUUCCGGAUCCCACGUUAGGUGGAACCUCGAUAACACAGCAUCUUCGUGCCUGGCCCUUCCAGUUAGACUUGACGGCUGCGGAGCCGGCAACCAUCGACCCCACCACUAAUCCACCCACCGCAGAUCCCAGCUUUGUCAACUCGAAUCUCGACCUCAAUCAAAGCAGAUAUUCUGCUGCCGCGCACUUGGUACCUGAUACCCUUGCAUCCUGUUUUAUCUGAGGGGGGAGAGGUCUUAUGCCCGGCGACAGGGAUUGUCUCCGCCAAACAGGUCGGUGUUAUAAAGCCCCGUGAAGAAAGUGAUAGUAGCAUUGCGGGGUUGGGGAAGAUAUUCUCGACAUUGAGUUGUAAGCAAAGGCGGAUUAAAUUAGUAAAGCUUUCUGACACAAAGCCACGCGAGCGAAUUAAGUAGAAGGACGC